This is a messenger RNA of Arachis duranensis, 2892 nucleotides long. Its product is annotated as protein BLISTER. Bases 833 to 2257 code for a protein of 474 amino acids. NCBI's taxonomy places the organism in Eukaryota, Viridiplantae, Streptophyta, Magnoliopsida, Fabales, Fabaceae. Gene Ontology annotation, biological process: regulation of growth. The transcript has 12 exons. The record is from RefSeq and is a predicted model, not a curated record.
AUAAUUUUAUUUUUGUUUGCAGCUUGAGGAGUUUCGUAAAAAGAAAGCCGCAGAGCGAGCCAAGAAGGCUGUAUCCUCUAGCAAUGCUCAGAGCUCUGAUGCUAGCUUGAAACAAAACCGAGCUUCUGAAAUUGAGAAUGUACGAGUUGAUCAGUCAGAUGGAGUUACCACAUCUGAUGGUAUUGGAAGAGAUGUCAUUGAGCCAUCAACUUCAGGGACAAGUAAUGAUAAAAGUACAAGUUUAAUUAGCCAAAGUACUAGUAGUAAGCAAGAAUCCCUGCCUGAUAUAAAAGGUUUUGCGAGGAAUGAUCUCAAUACAAAGUCCACCAGCCUGGUUGAGACAUAUUCUGAUAUUGCUGAAGCUAAGAGAUACAAUGCUUCUGCUAUUACUGCAUCUGCUGCUGUAAGUCAAUGCAACGAGGCAGAUAAGGUGAAAGAUACCUUUGGAAUUCAUACCAGUGGUCCUGUUGGAUUCCCUUAUGGGUCAACAAACAACCAAAGCAUUCUUCUACACUCGCAAGGAAGUCAAGAUUUUGAUAGCAAUAUUACUCAAUCUAGUCUUCAAGAUAUUAACGAAAACUAUUCAAAUAAGAGUAAUGGUCCAUCGAAGGAUUAUGUGGUCACUGAUCAUGGCUCUUCUUAUUUUUCUUCAAAAAUCUCACCUCAAAACUCUGUUAAUACACUACUGCAAAAUAACUCAACAAAUUCCAGCAAUUUAAACAGUGAUUACUCCCAUGGCUCAUUUUCUGGUGGCUUCGGUGAUUCUUUCAGUUCUAAGUUUCCAGAGACCCAUACUAACAUUGAUAAAAAUUUGUCCAGUCUUCAUGAAUCAAUGCCAAAAUUCGAUUCGACAAGUUAUGUUGGCAGCAACUCCUUUAACCAUACUCCAAUACAUUCAGUUUCAGUGGAAUCUAGUUCUAGGAGGACUCGUCCAUCUUUUCUUGAUUCUCUUAAUGUCAAUAGAAAUUCUUUGGGUUCUCCAUUUCGGCAGCCCGAGCAAGAUUCCUCAUUGUUCAAUGAUUUAGAAUCAACCAGCAAUAAUGUGUCAGGAUCUACCUAUUUGGGCAAGCCACCCGAAGAGACCAAAACUGUGGCACCUCUCCCAAAUUUUACAACUGCAGGUUUCGAUAAUAGUAGUCAAAAUGCAUUGAUGAUAAGUGAUAGUGAAAAUGGUAUGGAGAAGAAGCAUGAUUAUUAUGCACCUCCUUCAAAAAAUGAGGACUUUGCUGCUUUAGAACAGCAUAUUGAAGAUUUGACACAAGAAAAGUUUUCUUUGCAACGUGCUCUUGAGGCUUCUCAAGUGUUAGCAGAAUCACUAGCUGCAGAAAAUUCAUCUUUGACUGAUAAUUAUAAUCAGCAGCGAAGUGUUGUCAAUCAAUUAAAAUUGGACAUGGAGAAGUUACAAGAAGAUAUCAAAGUGCACCUGGUUGAGCUUGAGUCUGUCAAGAGUGACUACGCAAACGCACAACUGGAGUGUAAUGCUGCUGAUGAGCGUGCAAAGUUAUUGGCAUCUGAAGUUAUUGGCUUAGAGGAGAAGGCACUCAGAUUGAGAUCUAAUGAGCUGAAGCUUGAGAAGCAGUUGGAAAAUGCGGAAGCAGAGAUUUCUUCAUACAGAAAGAAAAUGUCAAGCCUAGACAAAGACUGCCAUGAUAUGCGGACGACCAUUGAAGCACUUCAAGAGGAGAAGAAAGUGUUGCUUUCUAAGCUGCGAAAGGCGUCAGGCAUUGGAAAGUCCAUUGAGAGUCAUGUUUUAAAAAAGGAUAUUUCUACAUCCACCCAGGAUUUAGCAAGCGAAGAUGGUGAUGCAGAAAACAGGGGUGCUCAUGAUGCUGAAGCAUCUAGUUUAUCCACAGUUCCUGAUACUCCACACUCAACUUCUGGAGUUUCUCCUGUGAAUAUUCCUCGUGAUCAGAUGAGAGUGAUAGAGAACAUUAAUGCGCUUAUUUCUGAGUUGGCACAGGAGAAAGAAGAUUUGAUGAAAGCCUUGACACUUGAGUCAUCUGAAUGUUCUAGGAUGAGGGAGAUAAACAAGGAAUUAUCAUGGAAACUUGAGCUCCAGACUCAAAGAUUAGAGCUGUUGACUUCUCAAAGCAUGGUCAAUGAGAAUAUUUCAGGAAAACAACCAGAAUUUACUUCUAUGUACGAGAACACCCCAUAUGCAGAUGAGGGUGAUGAGGUGGUGGAGAGAGUGUUAGGAUGGAUUAUGCAGCUGUUUCCUGGUGGGCCUUCGAAGCGAAGAACUAGCAAACUUCGUUGAUUGGAUAUACAUUGAAUUUUUAAUUGUUGUGAUCAAACUCUACAAAGCAACCGGGAUGGAUUGUUAUACCAUUUCCCAGUAAUGCCACCAAGGAAAAAGAACAUCAAAUUUCAACCCAGAUCCACAAGUAACGUGUCGACAGAGUUUAUACCAAUUUGCUUUUUUGUUGCUUUUCACCUCCUCAACACUGGAGGCCGUGAUCUGUAUAUUUUGAGUGAACCACAGCAAAUUCUUGAAAAAGAAAUGAGCUGCUUUUCGGAGCUGCUUAUUGAUUGUCAAAUCCGGCUGCAAUUAUUUUGGAAGAUGGCAAUAAAAUCUGUUAUGCGGUUUAAUCUCUUGACUGAGUUCCAAAUUUUUGUGCUAAUAGUAUCUGGAUAUGAAAGACUGCCCAACCAGAAGCUUGGUGGGGGAUGGUGGAACCAUCUGGUCAACAAAAAGACUUAGAAGUGGUAAUGCGAAUGUAUUGAAUGUACUAGUGCAAAACAUGAUAUAUAAUGGAAGUUUGUAUUUUUCAGUCACAGAUAUAUCUUUUAAGUUUGCACUAACAUUAUAUCGCUUAUGGACAUUAUGCCCUGAAGCUUAGUAUAUACAGUGAAAACAGCAUUCCCCAGUUGAUGAAACCUUUAGCAUUUGAA